Molecule: messenger RNA, 1464 nt
Organism: Elgaria multicarinata webbii
Lineage: Eukaryota; Metazoa; Chordata; Lepidosauria; Squamata; Anguidae
Gene: GCM2
Product: glial cells missing transcription factor 2
Exons: 5
Coding region: 1-1464 (487 amino acids)
Biological process (GO): gliogenesis; regulation of transcription by RNA polymerase II
Cellular component (GO): nucleus
Molecular function (GO): RNA polymerase II cis-regulatory region sequence-specific DNA binding; DNA-binding transcription activator activity, RNA polymerase II-specific
Source: RefSeq, a predicted model, not a curated record
AUGGCAAAAGACCCCUUUGAGGACUCAAAUUACUUCUGUUCCUUUGGGAUGAAAUUAACCUGGGACAUCAAUGACCCCAAGUUACCACAGGAGAACAAGCACUUUGAUUCCUUCCAGGAGUGGCCAGAUGGUUAUUUGCGAUUCAUCUAUUCCAGUGAGGACAAAAAUGCGCAGCGGCAUCUCAGCGGUUGGGCCAUGCGCAAUACCAAUAACCACAACUGCCAGAUCCUCAAGAAGUCCUGCCUCGGGGUGGUGCUUUGUGCCAGGAAUUGUACCCUGCCAGAUGGGACCAAGCUACAGCUCCGGCCUGCCAUAUGUGAUAAGGCUCGCCAAAAGCAACAAAAAAAACAUUGCCCAAACUGCAGUUCAGCAAUUGAGUUAAUUCCUUGCCGGGGACAUAGUGGCUACCCAGUAACUAACUUCUGGAGACAUGAAGACAAGGCAAUAUUUUUCCAGGCCAAGGGAAUACAUGACCAUCCAAGACCAGAGAGUAAAUUGGAGACAGAGGUCAGAAGAAGUGCCCUUAAAAAGCAAACACCAUCUUCUCAUUCAUCCCAGAAAAAAAGGCUUCUGGAUUUUCAGACAGGACCAAGUAAUGAGAAUGGUAAUCACUUUCAUUACAUUCAUCAUUUGGCAUGUGAAGAUGGAGCAGAAAAGGUCAGUGUAAUUACAGAUACCAGCCUACCACUCCUAGCUCAGUCUCACCAUUUAUUUCAAAAUGCAGAAGCAUACAACAUUUCUUACGAAGCAGCCAACUUUCAAGGGGAUAUUGUAUCACCGCUCCAGAAGUACCCAAGCCCCAAAAUCUAUACAUCUAAACCAGGCUGUGGUUAUGAAUGUGCAUUUCCUGGUUACAUCAGUUCCAGCUUGUAUCCAACAUUUCACAAAGAUCUGAUGGAUAUCCCAAUGGAUACUGAUCAUGUUAUGCUGAAUGGACUUCAAUAUCAUGUCAAUUUGCUGAAUGUCCAGGAAAAGAACUUUGAUGGCCCUCAUACACAUCACGGAUUGAAACAACCCUUAGGGGAAAGUAACAAUGGAGAAAGGGUUAGCUAUGGACCAUGUCAACCCAAUGCCCAUUAUAGUGAAGAAUAUGCUUGUAGAUAUAGCAGUCAAUCCUCUCUGGAAGUCCCUGCUUUGCAAACAGUUAUAACCACUACUACGAAGAUGUCCCUCGAGGCCUAUAAGCCUCCUGCAGCAAAGUGUGUCGACAAUUUCUAUGAUGCAAAGGAUCUUUUGAACUCUCCCCUGGCAGACAACAUUUCCGGCAAUGUCUGCCCAGAGAUCAACUUCCAAGAAGACUGGGUCAUGGCAAAGUCACAUUUGAUUGGUGAGCAUUUUCUGACCGCUCAUGAGGCAGAACAUGCAGCAUCAGUGGAUGCUUGUCCAGGUGGUCUUCCUAACACAGAAAAAAGUUAUACUGGGUACCAAGGACAGACUUUCAGAUCUGAGAAUACUGAAUACUAG